GCCUCCCAUGGCCUCGAAGAUGACGUUUUCCGGAUCGUCCCACUUCCGCUCCCAACUGGCGGCGUUCUCGCGAUCUCCCAAAACUCGGUCACCUACUUGAAGGAGCAUGGGUCAUCUUUCACGCAGGCAUUGAAUCUUGCUGGAAUGCCUGUGGAUCCUGAGGAGGAGGGUAGGACCACGGCGAUCCGAAACGAGACCAAGUUAGACAUCCUCUUGGCCAACUGUAGCGCGGUGGUGCUUUCCCCGACGGUUAUCCUUUUCUCCAUUCAUCCCACGGGGCGCUUAUACCUGGCGCACCUCGUCCUCACCGGGCGGGAUGUGGUGACGGACAUCGUGUGGACCUCUCCCGGCCAGCACGCGCCGGCUUGGGAACUUCACAGCUGGGGUGAGGAGUUUGUCUGCUUAGUGGAUACCGUUGGUUCCCUCAGCGUUCUCAAGACGACUGUCUCGAAAAAGAAGCUUCCGAGCACACUGCAGCCACUGAAGCGGCCGCGACUUCACCAACCAGGCGACCUUCCGAUCCAGUCUCAAAAGCUCAAGGAGCUUCUAUCUGUGCAUGAGCAGCUGCGCGACGUUUAUCGCUUUCUCCGCUCCUACACCUUUGAUGUGGCAGACACACUGCCCACUUUGGGGCCUCUCCAGUGCAUGCAGCCCUGGAUCAGUGAGGGGGAGGACAGCG
Messenger RNA from Symbiodinium pilosum, 679 nucleotides. The record is from the annotation of a GenBank genome assembly. Lineage: Eukaryota; Dinophyceae; Suessiales; Symbiodiniaceae.